AUGGCCAACGCCGUCAACUUCCCGAACCCACCAGGGGCACGUUGGAUCCGACCCAGGCUUCCCACAGUCGCGGAGAUCCUAGGAUGCAAGCCCGACAACGGCGACGUCCAGCUGGCUUACAGAAUUCUAGGCCUUCACUCAACAACGGCCCGCCCGAUUGGCUACCGCCCGGGGUUCCGACUGUUCACCCACCGGUGCAAUCUGGUCCUCCGCCGCAUAUGGCGUGACAAAGACAAUGUGGACGAGAUAGAUAUCAUCCCGGGCUCCGUCCCUCAGAAACGUGUCAUCGAGGCAAACAAGCGCGUCCUUUCAGCCAUACACACGAUAGCUGGUAUCCGACGCCCGGGUCACCCGAGUUGGUCACCCGAUACCAGGGUCCAGAUCCAGCCGUGGCAAACCGCUAACAAUAUUAUAUACACAAAUUGGGACUUGCCAAAAAACAUCACCUCGGCUAAUUGGUCACAAAAUGUUGAAGUUCCCCUGAGCGUAAACCAGUUCAACGCCCAUUACGCGCAUGCAGAUGUGGCACAGCUGGCGCGCGACCGGCUUAGGAAGGGAAAGACGUGGCAGCCGACAUAUCACAUGGUUGCGGAUGCGCAGGAUCGUGAGGACGAGGACAUUUUUGACGACUUGGCUUGCUACGGAUUCGAGGCCAAGCCGCAUUUCAUGCAUCCCGAGGACAAGCCUGAUGUUUUGAAGGGGAAUAUGGAGUACAAGUUUUGGGCAGGCCCCACGCCGAAAAACGAGGAUAGCUUGUGGUAUGCGCUGGCGGUGCUGGUCGAGCACAAUCCCACGAAGGCGAAGAACAUUAAAUGUCUUGCCGCAGAUUGGUUUAAAGAAAUGGUGUAUAACCAGAACCCCAAUGACGCGGGCAAUUCUCACCGUUUCCGCCGCGCCAAACGCUUCCGCAUGUACAGCCAACUUCUCGCCGACUCGGCCAGAUGCGCCGACCCAGACGACGAAGAGAUUUGGGGCAAGUUGAGCAUGUUCCGAGCCCUUUGCAGCAACAGGUCAGAUGCCGGAAUGCCCAAGGAGGCCGGCUACCACGAGAUGUUGCACAUGUUGGCGGACUUCUUCCAUACGGAGAUCAUCACGUUCACUCGGCCCAAACGCGACACGCUCAGGCUGAGAGAUCGUAAUACUAGUGAGACCAUUGAUACACAAGCCAGUCGCGCGGAUUUUGCAUAUGAGAUGAGGGUGUAUGGCGAAACACCUGAGGGGGCCGAUCCCACCUUCGAGUUUCGGAGCAGGAAACAGAUUCUUUUGGUCACGGAUUCGUGCUUGAGGUACUUCCAGCCAGUGAUUCGCGUUGUAUCAACGAUCGAUGAACAGGAAGAAUUUGAAGGAGGUGAUCUCCCGGGAUACCUCGACACCACGGCGUUUGACAAAUGGGACCGCCACUCGCCCAUGCCCUGGUGGCCCGGGUUCCAGCGUAACGCAAACAACACGGGCUGGACGGGCGACUGGGACGACGCGCAGCUCCGGCCGGGCCUCCGCCUCCACCCAGCGUCGACGGUGUUUGAUCCCCCGGUAAUCUCGCAGACGUUGUCGCCCUGGAACAAUCCUCUACUACUACUUCAAAGCCCGUACGAGUUGAUGACAAACCUGAGCGGAGGAAUAUGGCCCCCAUGGAAAACCUGGUUCGAGGGCGAUGAGGACUGCGACUUGUGGAACAUCAUUCAGCCGGAGGGACUACGGCUUUCGUGGAGGCACCCAGAGGCUACCCCUCAAGAAAGGCCUGAUCGACGUAUAGCGCUAAGCGACAAUCGAGCACGCAUUGGGCCGAAGACCCCGAAGUACACGUCGAAGAGACGGCUCGAGUUGGUAGAUGGCGUGAAGGAGGCAUUUUUGGACAAACCAAACAUGGGUGAGUCUGAGAUUGGUUGGAUGAAGGUUGUCACCACAGAGGGCGAGAAUCGGGAGCCGUACUGGCACAGGGUCAAGCGAACGAGGAUAAAAUGA
Colletotrichum gloeosporioides is the source of this 1962-nucleotide messenger RNA. RefSeq lists its product as uncharacterized. The coding region runs from base 1 to 1962 and encodes 653 amino acids. Lineage: Eukaryota; Fungi; Ascomycota; Sordariomycetes; Glomerellales; Glomerellaceae. The record is from RefSeq and is a predicted model, not a curated record. The transcript has 2 exons.